Trichobilharzia regenti is the source of this 2547-nucleotide messenger RNA. The record is from the annotation of a GenBank genome assembly. NCBI's taxonomy places the organism in Eukaryota, Metazoa, Platyhelminthes, Trematoda, Strigeidida, Schistosomatidae.
AUGUCGGGAGUUCCUAAUCCCACUGCUAUAAGAGUGGAGAAGGUCGCACCUCCAAUAACAUCAGAAGUUUCUCAAGCACAAAAUAUCACAGUUGUUUCGCGUUUGCCCCCAAAUAAAGGCAUUCAGUAUGCUCGUCCGGCGCACAAUCUCAUUACAGCUCCACGUGAUUCAGUUGUUUCUACGGCUUCUGUUGUUGUUAUACGACCUCUUGGCAAUUCAUCGACUCCAGUGAAUGUAACUGCUGCUUCUACCACAGGUUUGAAAAUCACUCCUAUCGGCCCAUUAAAAAUAUCUGCCAUCCAAUCGACAUCGAAUGCAUCACGUCCUAGUUCCAUAUCAUCUCAGCCGCAAAGUAGUUCAUCAGCAUCGCCUGCAAAGGCGACUAAUCUCAUCACACAUUCCACUCAACCUCAGACUAUUCAAUCGGGUAGUGCCGUACUCAGUGGUUUGGCUGGAAAUUCGAAAGUGCCAAUAACAAAUCAGACGGAAGAAAAGCAAACGUCUCAACGCAAUAUAAUAAGAGAAAUGCAGGUUAGGGUUCCAAACAAGAAAGAUAAGCGUUUCAGUGUACUGCGUUUCCAUGCAGCUGAUCGAAUUGAUUUGUCAUCAGGUCCUGAGGUUUUUAUGCAACGCGAAAAUAACCUUAAAGCUUUCCGAAGCUUGUACGGAACAACUGAAAUGCCAGAUAUAGGGGCUGGCAGUGAAUUCGGUCGGGAAGCUAAAGAAGAGGCGAGGUUAAAGAAAUAUGGUGUUGUACGCGAAAGCUAUAAACCAGACGAUCAACCAUGGCUAAUGACUGUUGGGAAAGGCAAGGCUAAUCGCCGUCGUUUCAGGGGAGUUCGAGAGGGUAGUGUAUCAGAGAAUGUAGAAUACUUUGUGUUUUGUCAAUGCAAAGAUGGAAAUUUCGAUGCCUAUCCAGUAAACGCUUGGUACAAAAUGAAACCGGAGAUAAAUUAUCGUUUUCUUAAAGAAGAUGAAGCGGAAGCAGAAUACAGUCGUUUACAUAAAACACUGAAUCUGUUUAACGUUAUGGUUAAACGAAAACUUACAGAUAAUGCUGGCGAAGAGGAUGCCGAUAUGGACCGUGAAAUUUCAAAGGGGUUGAAAUUUCUGUCUUCAUUGGGGGAUGUUAAUUCAAGCCAACGGAAUAAAACAGAACCGAAAUCCAAAGAUCUGAAGUCAGAGAAUGCCUUAAAGCUUACCGAUUUAGAUGAAUUGGACACUGGUAGUGAAGCGGACGACGAUGAAGAUGAAGACGACAUGGAUGAUGAAAAUCAUCAUGCAAAAAGUGCAAAUACUGAUUCAACUAAAGCAGAAGAUGGUCUAAGUUCUUCUAGUAAAAUGAAAAGCCUUUUAUUUGAUGAUCCAGAUGAUCGCAGUAAAUCAGGAUCUAAAGGUGGACUUUUAAAAGCUUCUGAACGUAUUCGACUAGCAAAGAAAAAACAACGUGUAGCUGCUAUUGUCACAAAAAUGCGACGUGGUGUAAAACGGCGUAAACGAAAAACUGUCAAUAUGAUGGGCUCCUCAGAGGAAGAAGAUGAUCCCGACGAAGAAGCACAAGAUGAAAGUGAAUUAGACGAUCAUGAAGGCGAUGAAGUCGAUUAUAUGACUAAUUCAUCAUCAGAUGAAGAGAAAUUGCCUAGCGAAGAGCGUGAAAAAAUCUAUGAAGAAACUGGAGUAGACGAAGAACUCGCAUUGAAAGCUCUUCUCACUGAUAUAAGCAGUGAAGAGGAGGAGAAAUCUGAAAAUGAUGUACCAGAGAUAGAAGAGGAUUCAGUUGAUGAAGAAGCUUCCUCCAAACGACGUAAUGAAAUAGAUAAUGUCAGAAAGGGAAUAAAAUCUUCAUCAACCUCUCAUAAACCAGAUGCAGACGAGGAUGGUGUUGGUGGAUUAGAUUCCAGUAAAAAAUUACAUCGAAAUCAUAAAAAACGUCAAAACAAUGGCUCAGAUGAAAAUGACAGUGGAUCGUCAUCUAGUUCAAGUUCAUCUUCAGGCGAUGAAGAUUCUUCGACAUAUUCUUCAUCUGAUUCUGAAUUAGAUAAUCGACUAAAGUCAAUACAGAAAAAUGUGAAAAAAGCUGAAGUCAUACAAAAACUUCAAGAAACAAUCAAUGCCUCUUCACUUACAUCCGGAGGUAAUAGUUUAUCUGACAAUCAUCAAAUAACAAGUGGUAGUGGUGGUAGUUUGAAACGUUUACCUGGUAGUGAUUUGUCUACAUCCGGCGCCGGUGCUUCUGCCGCAGCCACUUCCACUUCAGACACACUUUUAGACUCUCCGGCGGCAAAAAAACCACGUGCUGAUGGCAUAACAUCCUCCGCCUCCUCCUCCAAUGCACCUGUGAACUCAUCUGAUAAUGAAUUAGUCAGUACAGUAAGAAAGUAUUUAAUGCGAAAACCUAUAACUGUCAGGGAAUUGUUGAAAAAGAUUCGAUUGCGUAAAUUAGUCAGUAAAAAUGAAGAUGCUCAAACUGUCCUAGCUAAUGUAUUACGUCAGUUAAGACCUAUUAAGCAGACAAUUAAUGGACAACAUGUUCUAUCCUUGAAAUAG